This is a messenger RNA of Acanthosepion pharaonis, 753 nucleotides long. The record is from the annotation of a GenBank genome assembly. NCBI's taxonomy places the organism in Eukaryota, Metazoa, Mollusca, Cephalopoda, Sepiida, Sepiidae.
AUGAUUGUUCCCUGUCUUUCUUUUAAUAUUGUUCUCUCUUCCUUUUUCUCUUUCUUUUAUGAUUGUUGUUUGUUUCUUUCUUUCUUUUUAUGUCCCCUUUUCUGGGGGAAAAUUUUUCUCUUCUUUCCUCAAUCUUUUUUUUUCUUUGUUUUUCUUUCUUUUUGUUAUCUCAUUUUGUUUCUUAAAUUUCUUGCUUUUCUCUUUAAGUUUCUUUUUCUCAUUUUUUCUUCUUUCUUUCUUCAUUGUUUUUAUUUUUAUUUUUCUUCUCUUUCAGUUUCUUUUCUUUCUAUUAUUUUUUCACUUUUCCUUUCCUCUUUUAGUUCUUGUUUUUCUUCUGCUGCUUUUCUCUUUGAGUUUCUUUACUUUCUCUUUCAAUCAUCUUUCUUUCUUUCUUUCUUUUUAAUAUCACCCUUUCCAUCUCAUUUUUCUCUUAGAGUUUUUCUUUCAUUCACUUAUUCUCUCUUUCAAUCACCUUUCUUUCUUUCCCCUCCUACUUUUAUUCUUCAUUUUUUUUUCCUUUUUUUCAAUUACUUUCUUUCUUUCUUUCUUCACUCCAUGUUCUCUCUUCUCAGCAUUCUUUUACCUUUUUCUCACUUCCAUUUCUCUGUUUCUCACUCAAAAAUUCACAAGAGCAGAAUAUUCUAUACAAGAGAAAACCCUCCUCUCCAACUCCUCCUCCCCUCUUCUUUCUUUCAUUUUCCUUCCAGUCUAAAUUUACUCCCAAGAACCAAAAGAUACAAACGAGUGUCCUAA